Messenger RNA from Musca domestica (house fly), 947 nucleotides. RefSeq names its product signal recognition particle 9 kDa protein. Gene Ontology annotation, cellular component: signal recognition particle, endoplasmic reticulum targeting. Gene Ontology annotation, molecular function: 7S RNA binding. The transcript has 2 exons. Gene Ontology annotation, biological process: negative regulation of translational elongation; SRP-dependent cotranslational protein targeting to membrane. Bases 145 to 378 code for a protein of 77 amino acids. NCBI's taxonomy places the organism in Eukaryota, Metazoa, Arthropoda, Insecta, Diptera, Muscidae. The record is from RefSeq and is a predicted model, not a curated record.
ACAAAACAAAGUGUCAAAUAAUUUGACAAAUUUAAGCAACACGACGACAAAAAAUCCCAGUUCUUUGAUUUAAUUUCACUUUCGCAAAUCCCUCAAUUGUUGUAUUCAUUUCUCACCCACAUUUGAAAAUAUUCCACAAAAGCCAUGGUUUUCGUAAAAAGUUGGGAAGACUUCGAAAUCGCUGCCGAAAAUAUGUACAUGGCCAAUCCAGGCACUUGUCGCUACACAAUGAAAUAUGUUCACAACAAGGGUCACAUAUUGCUGAAAUUGACCGACAACGUCAAGUGCAUUCAAUAUAAAGCUGAAAAUAUGCCUGAUUUGAAGAAAAUUGAAAAAUUCACGGGGAAUUUGAUGGGUCAUAUGGCAUCGAAGGAAUAGUUCAUUGAUGAUGGAUGAGGAGUGAUGACAACCAAAAGCACCAUAUAACCACCAACAACAAACAGCAACAACUCGUCACCAACAUUAAAAAACAUUAACAAAAACACACAUACACGAACAUAACAUGCUUUAAACACUUAGAAGUAACUUAGUGAAUUAAUUCAUUGAACAGGAAUUAAUUAAAAAGAAGACUUUAUGGGAAGGUGAUCCGCCAACGGCAUGGACAAUGGGCACAGAGUAGAAGUGUAAAUAUCAUUUAGUUUAAAUAACAUUUUAAAAAUGUUAGCUCUGUUUACCACCCAUCCGCGGCUAUCACUUGUUGGGAUUCAUGUGUUUUUUAUUUAAAUUUAUUUCCAUAUUAUCUGUAUGGAAAUUGUAUACCUAGGAAUAUCAACAAAACAGCAUUUGCAAAAAAUAUGUUUUUUUAUUUUAUUCUUUUUCUUAUUUAAACUCCGCCAGAGAAAUGUUAAUUUGUAAAACAUUUCCAUGAAAUGAUUUUUUUUUUAAGUUUUUACCAAUAUAGAAUAAAAACUAAUGAAAACAAAAUGUGUAAAAUUAAAAGAAGAAAA